This is a messenger RNA of Diorhabda sublineata, 3694 nucleotides long. It is a transcript of the gene cpx, whose product is annotated as complexin. Gene Ontology annotation, biological process: synaptic vesicle exocytosis; regulation of neurotransmitter secretion; neurotransmitter transport. Gene Ontology annotation, molecular function: syntaxin binding. The coding region runs from base 1081 to 1503 and encodes 140 amino acids. Lineage: Eukaryota; Metazoa; Arthropoda; Insecta; Coleoptera; Chrysomelidae. The record is from RefSeq and is a predicted model, not a curated record. Gene Ontology annotation, cellular component: terminal bouton; SNARE complex. The transcript is spliced from 10 exons.
UGUUCACUAGUAGAUAAUAAAUUUUGGUAUACAGUUAUUUGAUAGAGAUUUUUAAUUGACCCAACUCUAAUCGAUAACGUGUAUUUGUGUUUACUAAUAUAGGUUUAUCACUAAAGAGUGUAUUAGUUUCGCAUAGACGUAAUUUUAUCAAAACGUGUAGUGUAAUUCAGUGACGUAUACCUUUCUAGUAAGUUGACAACAGACUCUGCUUGUAGUGUAUACAGAAUCGAGUUUUAGGUUUAAUUGAUUUUAUCGAAUUGAGUGGAACGCUGAAAUGGCCGACAUGCAUUUUGUGUAUGGUCUGGCAUAUUCCUCGACAAGCUAGACGUCUUUAUAUGAAAACUAUUCGCAGCCAAUGACGCCUCUUCAUUACGUAUUUGCACGUAUUAACAACCGCUUAUCCGAAACUGGAAAGUUGAAAAGAAAUUUAGUCAACACUGUUCGUUUCCGGAUAGUUAGAUAGUUAGAAAGGUAUCGAAUAGUACUUAGGCCCAUGCAUUUGAAAUUCUGGUGAUUUAAAAGUGAUCAAUUUGAUGUAGCAUGAAGUGAUCACAGUCAGUGAUAGUUUCCACAAAUUACGUAUAAGUCUUUUGAGAUUCGAACUUUAUAUACAUUAGCGAGCCUUAUAUAAUUCACUGCUGGUCGAUAUAAGUAGAAAUGUAGAGUGUUUCAAACAUAAGGUGACACAUUCUCCAAACCUAUUUCAUCAGUGGAUAUAUUCCUCGGAAACCCCCCCCAAUUGUUCUGUGGAUCUAAAGCUUUCUACAUCGACUAAUACAGAUUCAAACCAUUUCGAAUUGAUCCAUUUCAAAUAUAAUUCAAACAAAAUCGAUUUUGAUAACAUCCGAAUGUUACAUUAAGCAACUGUAGUACUUAGAGAAUCUAAACUCAGAGUAGAUUUUAUUCAUAAUGAUCCUGCUUUAUCAGGAGAAUGGUACGAAAUUAAAAUCAACGUUAAAAAUGAGGAAUUGUAUGGUAUUUAUGGAAAUGGAAGUAUGGAUUGAAGAAGAAAUAACUGAUGGUUACAGAAAAUUCCAGUUGCAUACACUCAACUCUACAAGAAACAAAUAAUCUUCAAUAAUGGCUGCGUUCGUAGCGAAACAAAUGGUUGGAAACAAAUUAAACGCCGUUAAAGGAGCGGUGGGUGGUGAUGGUGAUGAUGGAGACGACAAAGAAAAGGAGGAAGAGGCCGAAAGGGAGCGGCUGGAAGCUAUCCGUGAAGCAGAAGAAAGAAGGAAGGAAAAACACAGAAAAAUGGAAGAAGAAAGGGAAAAGAUGAGGCAAGAAAUCAGGGAUAAGUAUAAUAUAAAGAAAAAAGAAGAAGUAGUAGAACCAGUUCAAGAAGAACCAAAUCCCCUUAUGCGGAAGAAGAAAACUCCCGAGGAAUUAGCUCGGGAAGCAGAAGAGGCGGACGAAGAUGAAUUUACAAAAUUGAAGAACACGAUAGAGACACAAGUAAAUGAACUCAAGUCUCAAAUAGAAAGUAAAUGUGUUAUGCAAUGAAUUUGGGGAUACCACAAGGCACUUACUGCGGGCCGUCUACACCAUAGGGCGUCAUUAUAGAAAAACAAGUCAACCUUCAUAAUUUAAUUUAUUUAGUUCGAAAACAGGGUUUAUAUUUUGAUAGCUUGUAUAUAUUGUCUUUGAAAAAAACAUUUUUAAUCGAUAUAAGUAUACAAUGGUUUUUAAUUAAGAGCGUUAAUGAGAUACUACAUACAAGCGUCAUCAGUAUCAAUAUGAAAAUCAUUAUCUUGAACUUGUGUCGUUUAAUACAAUAAUUUUCUUGUAAUCCCUGUAUAUGGAAUCCUUUAGAAAAAAAUCCCUUGAAUUGGGUGAGGAUUUGACAACAGUACCACUUAUGUUAGGAAAAGCAAUUUUAAAGAUAAACAGAGGCAAAUAGGUCGUAAACCAAAGUAUUAUUUCUAAUAUUAGAUGAUUGUUGCAAAUUCUAGACCCCACCAUACACUUUAUGUAACAAUAACUUGGCCACGCAGCUAAAUGCCUAAAACAAAAAAAGAGACUGCGAUAAACAAUUAACAAAAAACAAAUAUAUUAUGAUGACAUGUGUUCAAAUAUAACUUGCCAAGUAUAAAUUCAAAAUAUCUUUUUCUAAAAAAUGAUGCUCGUAAUCAAUGCAAUAUUUUCCACGUAUAAAUCGAACCAAUUGUGAGGUUAAUCUCUAGAUUAAAUUCUAUAAUAAGAAUUACUCUGAUUUUAGAUAUCAAAAUUACAAUGGAAUGUCUUCAUAUUUUUUCAAUGCAAUGGGAAAACAUAGUACAUAUUCUAUAAAAACUUUUAAUAGUCAUUACUUCAUAUUUUUACAUUCAAUUUACCUGAGUAUUAAGUUACAAAUCGAUUGACCAAAAACAAAGUAGUUGUCAUCUUUUAUAUUCUUCUUGGAAAUUUCGAUUGAUUCGUAUCAAAUUUGCAUGCAUUCUGUUAAUGUAGCAUCCGUUUCUCUAAAAAAGUGUUGACUGGUAUGUAGGUAUUGGGGUUUCAUAUAUACUAAGAUCCAAAUGACCUAUAGUGUCCCUCUUUCUGGAUGCGAUAAUGGGGAACCCAAUGUUUACAGAUGAUCUGUUAAUCCCUCUUCUUUUAGAAAAUCCAGAAUUUGGCAUGACUAUAACUGACAGCGGUCUUUGUCUACUUCAUACGCUCCCAAGUGUAGUACUCUAGUAUUGACUGGUAUUGUAGAUGUUCAUUUUUAGGUUAGAAUAUUUUUAAUACGAUAUUUACUUACUUCAGUGCGUAUUUUAGAUGUUCGCAAUUGGUUCAUAUUCUGGUUCUGAUGUUUAUCGGUACUCCUUUCCAUCAUAGAAACGUAUCUUCUUAUUUUGUUUUCCAUAUUCCAUUCUAUAUUCGAGUAUUUCUUGUCUUGUAUUGAUUCUGAUAUUCUGAUUAUUGUUUGUUUCAUUCAUAAUUUACUAUAUAUACAAUAUAAACUCAACUAAUUUUAUGAAUUCUUGGAAUACGUUUAAGAAAUGACAACACUGUUUAAAAAAAAGUCUAUCUGUUAUUAGACCAUUGAAAUUAAAAGUAUCCAGUCACGUAUGUUAAAUUAAUAAGAUACUGUACGAGAAAAAACACAUUCGUUUCAAACGUUUUUUCCCCAAACCGACUGAGGCGCCCUCUAGGACACACAUGCUAGUUUACUGACUUUUUUCAGUUGAGGAUACUGUGGAAUUUAAAACGCAGCAUGGCGUUUUCCAGAUCGAUUUUAGAAUUCAAUAAAGGGCAUUAAUUUCAAUACAAAAUAAUGACAUGAGUAAUCAGAUUAUGAAGUGUUGUAUAGACAACUAAACAACGGUUUUAAUUGACGAAUUGGAGGAAUUAUUAACUCCUGAUUUUGGCAGAAUCUAUAAUAUGCAGCUUCUUUCUAUGUCUACUUUUAUAAUCAUCACAUUUUACGUUUCCUUUUCAUUCCAUUUGUGUCCUUCAUGUUCAUUUUUAUUUUAACAUUUUAAGCGACAACCAAACUUUCCCCAGGAACCCAAAUUUUUCUUGUGGUUUCACACUCAAUUUGAGGUGUAGAUCCAACGCAGAUUUAUUACGAAUAAAAAGUGGAAAAAAUCAUGUUUUUUCUGUGUAUUCUACAUUCAACCAAACCUAUUUAUUGUAGACAUUGCAAAAAAUAGGACUACCCAUAGAUGUUGUAAAAAAGAAGCCGAAGAAAUUAAAUUACCAACAAAGAAAA